Messenger RNA from Chionomys nivalis (European snow vole), 615 nucleotides. RefSeq names its product sperm acrosome developmental regulator (gene Spacdr). The coding region runs from base 1 to 615 and encodes 204 amino acids. The transcript is spliced from 3 exons. The record is from RefSeq and is a predicted model, not a curated record. Lineage: Eukaryota; Metazoa; Chordata; Mammalia; Rodentia; Cricetidae.
AUGGCCGUGGUCAAGAGAUUCUUGAAAUGGGUUAGGCGAAUUUGGCGAAAAAUGACCGGCUGGGUCCGGUUCUGGAAAUAUAAAACCAAGCCAAGCAUGCCCGAUCAACCCAAGAAACAUUCACUGAAGGAGAAGACUGCUUCGGACUUUGACCCUUCAAAGAUGGUCAAACCCCACAAAGAGCCCAAGGUCUCUGACCUGGAUGUCUGCCCGGGGGUGCUUGAACCCAGUGUGUUGGCUGCUGUCAAGGACAUGCCUGCUGUACCCCGCAAGAGUCGCUCCCUGAUGCAGCUGUCCCAGACUGUAGUCCACUCGGUGUCCACGCUGAUGGUCUCGGCGCUGCAGUCUGGCUGGCGAUUGUGUAAGUGGAAGUCUUCUAUGAGCUCUGCGUCAAUUUCCUCUCGAAUGAAGAGCGGGUCGGCCUUGGAGACGCCGGAAGCUGAGAUGCUGCGGGAAGUGUACCUGGUACUCUGGGUCAUUCGCAAACAACUGAGAGAGCUGGCCCGCAGGCAGGAGAGGCGCAGGCGGCGCCGCAUGCGCUCCCGUGCGUCCCACACAUCCCACCUUUCCGAUCCAGUGCAGGGCCUCAAACAGGAUGCCCGAAGUCCCCUCUAG